CACGUUGAUCUAAUUACCCAUAACCACAUUCUCUCAUCUCCUCCCAGCAGGGCAACAAGGAAGGGUCGUUCCUGUGGAUGGUGAAGCGUGACCCGCCGUCCUACUUCUUCGGCACCAUCCACGUGCCGUACACCCGCGUCUGGGAGCACAUCCCCAACAACACCAAGCGCGCCUUCCGCCUCAGCGACAACGUCUUCUUCGAGCUGGACCUCACUGAUCCCUACACCGUGUCCGCCCUCACCACCUGCCAGCUGCUCCCCAGGGGGGAGAACCUAUCUGACGUGUUACCUGGCGAGCUGUUCACAAGACUCAAGCGACAUCUGGCCUACGUGAAGACUCAGAUGCCACGCUGGAUCACGCAAGACCAGCGCGGCCGAGGACUGUAUGCUGACUACCUCUUCAACGCUAUCACCGGUAACUGGGAGAGGAAGCGGCCGGUGUGGGUGAUGCUGAUGGUGAACAGCCUGACGGAGAGUGACAUCCGGAGCCGCGGGGUGCCGGUGCUGGACCUGUACCUGGCGCAGGAGGCGGAGCGACUCACCAAGCAGACUGGGGCCGUGGAGCGUGUGGAGGAGCAGUGCGUGCCCCUUAAUGGCCUCAACUUCUCCCAGGUUGUGUUCGCGUUGAACCACACACUGGCGCAGCAGGAGAUCCUGAGGGAGGGGGACGGGCGUCUCACCUACACCACGGACCACCUCAUCACCCACUACAACUGCGGGAACCUGGACGCUGUUAUAUUCUCGCAGGACACGACCCAGGUCCCGCACUUGGGUAACACGUCCCUGCCCCCCGUGGACGCUGCCAUCGCCACGCACAUCGACGAGUACUUCCGCGAGGAGCUCAUCUAUCGCCGUAACAAGCGCAUGGGUCACCGUGUAGUGGAGAUCCUGCGCGCGAACCCCGACCAGAGCUUCUUCUUUGCUUUCGGGGCAGGUCACUUCCUUGGGAAUCACACGGUGCUGGACGUGGUGCGAGCCGCUGGUCUGGCGGUGCAGCACGUGGGGCCUGAGACGAGGAUCAAGAGACACAAGCGGAAGCGAGGCGGCCACAGGGGCGGACUGGUGCCGGAACCCUCGGUGCUGAAGGACUUCACGAGCACCCUUGACGCGCGCCAUCAGCACGACCCUGCCUUUGCUAAGUUCCUGUCGGAGCAGACCGCAGGGGGAGGGAACAGGUGGCGCAUGGGCACCCCCACUACCACCCAGCCCUUCAGGAAGCACGCCCAGUUCAACGACCUCUGGGUCAGGAUAGAUCCCGAGCCGCCGAUGUCUUACGAUCAGCACUCGUCUGACUAUCACGAGGCGACGACCAACGAGCCAGUAGAUCCCCGCGACGAGGAGCUGGUGCGGGAGUCCCUCAGGGUAUGGUAUGGCCUGCCCGCCGCCACGCGCUCCGCCUCGCCCCGCGCCGCCUUUCCUGCACCCACCGUCCUGCUGCUGCUGCUGCUAAGUGUCCUCUUCGCGAGCCGCCCGUCACUACCUCAGCCAGUAAACUUCUCCUGCCGGUGAUGUCAGAGUGCCGCCCGCAGCUCCGCUCUCCUCGGCAGUACAAAUCCAGCUGCCGCCUGCCACACGCGGAAUCCAGGCCGGGUUGGUGGCGCCGUCCCGUACUCUGCCGUCAGCUGCUCCCACCACCUGGACAGCUGUCCCUGAACUGCUAACAAAUUUUAUAUGUUCUUUAGGAAAGGAGUGUUUAUAAAGUGUGUAAAAUGUGUUUAGUCUUGCUUGACGGACAACUGUUCACAAAGAUAACAAUACAGCACACGCUUGCCAACAGCUGAGUGUGUUACGCUGAUGUAGUGUGUGUCUGUGCCAGCCUGUGCCAGGACUGGGUUGUGGCCUUCGCCGGGUGUGUCAAGGGAGUCCUUGUCAGGAUGCCGUGCAGUGACAGGAAAACGAGUGUGGGUAAUAGGCAGGCUACGUAUUUGUUAAUGUGACAAGAAAUACUAGGGCUAUGAAAAUGAUCCUGAAAUACUCUCCCCGUCUUUAGUAGGAAAGUCACGAUGGAUGCAGCUUCCCGAUUCGUCCGUCCUCUGUAAAGCAUAACCGUGUCCGCCUGAUUCGCCGUGGCCUGGAGGCUGCAUGGACCUGGAGUGGCCUGAGUAUUUAGGUGUCUUCCAAAUUUGUUGUGGAACUGAACUAUUCGAAAAAGGAAAAUGCGGAUUUUUUUUUUUUUUUUUCUCGUUUUCAUAAGGAGGGAGAAGAACAAUUGUCAGACUUGGUAUAAACCCGUGGAUGUGUGUUUGUCAAUGAGUGCUGAUACAUUUGCGAGAAACUGUGCCGCCCAGCGACCUGCCCGCCCUUCAGCUGAUUGCCGAAGUGCAUGCGUCCCUCAGUAUUACACUUCAGUGCAGAUAUGGCCAAUGGGUCUGAACAAAUGGCCUGGUCAGGAGACCAACACAGCGAUUCACGCUGCGAGGCUUGAAGCCGGUGCAUCUAACGAUUAUGUUUUAGGAAGCAGUCUUGGAGCAUUCCCCGAGAGAAACUGAAGGAGAGAAUAAGAGUGUGUGCUAGGCGCCGGUCCAGCGAAAAAAAAAAAAAAUUAUAGCAAAUAAAUGAAUGAAAUAAGUCCAACCGAUGUUAUUGAGCUGCUGGUGUUGGUGGAAUACGUGCCAUACAUACGCAGUGGUGGAGGCAUGGCUGUGCUGCCAGAGGGAUCGCGGCCACUUGUCACGCUGUAUCCCAGUGCGUUUCCUCGCCACCCGGCAAUGAGGCGGGAUGAACUGUCGAGUGUUGGCAUUUGAUUAUCCUUCCUUAUUCCCUUUCUGUCCCAUGGGGAGCCUUCAACAAUCCCUUCUGUGUGCGGUAACCACGGGCUCCGUGGCUGAAUGUAAGUGUAAAUAAAGAUCCUCGCGUCGUCCGGGUCGAGGCUGUGCCGGAGCUGCAGCACCACAGGAGGCGCUGCGCUGCUCGCCAAGAAGCACUUUGGUUAAGGCUGUUUUUCUCGCUUCUAUGGCGCUGUCAGACGGGCGUGGGUACAGCUGUGAUGCCCCACAUUGGGGCGAGGACUGUAGGCCCGUGUUAUAUACCUCAGGACAAGCGGGGCCGCGUAAAUGUGUACAUUUGCAUAUUCGUAAUACUAACUUAUGUGUAGACGUUUUUUCCUUUAUGCAUGAAACAUAUUUUUCUCGUGUAUUUUUCGUGUGCUUAAUAUGGAUGAAUGUCAUAUUUUAGUUUCCACUUCAAAUGUUUUCAUAAAUAACAAAUUCCGUAAGAAUUCAUCGAUUUAGUGCCUCAGGCAGGACGAGUUUGAAGAAGACAUGAUUCUGAAUUUUAAACUUGACUAAGGAGAAUAAGGGCAACGGAAAAAAAAUAAUAAUACAAAACACAAACAGAAGAGGCAUAAUAAUGAGGUCUGCGGUGGCUCCGUCCUGCCGGCGCUUCGGGGACUGCAGCGAGGCGAGAGAAGCGUCCCGCCUGUCAGAUGAGAGGAAGACUCGUCAGUUCCAUGUUCUGCCCUCGCACACCCAGAGAGCAGGGAGCGGUGAAGGGUGUCUGCAGUGUGACCUCAGUGGUGCACCUGCUAAAUUAUCAUGGCUUUUCAUGUGAGAAAUAAAAGCUGGAUUAUACGUAACUUACAUAUUAAUGCCAGGGUGACAUAUUUUGUGUAAUGGUGUCCAGAAAAAAUAAGGGUUCUUAUAGACUUGGUCACGCUUAUCAACUUGGUGUCUCAAAUUGAUUUUUAAUGUAAAAUAUUUCCUUGUGUGUAAUUUGAUUAGGAAAAAAAUGUAUUAUUCUCAGUAAAAGUCAUAAUGAA
Molecule: messenger RNA, 3756 nt
Organism: Scylla paramamosain (green mud crab)
Lineage: Eukaryota; Metazoa; Arthropoda; Malacostraca; Decapoda; Portunidae
Product: metalloprotease TIKI1-like
Exons: 10
Coding region: 78-1508 (476 amino acids)
Biological process (GO): negative regulation of Wnt signaling pathway
Cellular component (GO): membrane
Molecular function (GO): metalloendopeptidase activity
Source: RefSeq, a predicted model, not a curated record